AUGUCGCGAACACAGCAGGAUCAGUUCAUCGACGAUGAGGAGGAGGAGACGUGCCCGUUGUGCGUGGAGGAGCUCUCCUUUGAUGACAAGAAUUUCAAGCCUUGUCCCUGUGGAUAUCAGAUAUGUCAUUUCUGCUGGAACAACAUCAAGAGCACGAUGAACGGCCUGUGUCCUGCCUGCCGAAGACCGUACAAUGACGAGAACAUCCAGUACAAGGCACUAACCGCUGACGAGAUCGCUGCUUACAAGGCAAGACAAGCUCAGAAGACACGAAGGAAUCAAGCAGUGCAGCUCAAGGAAAAGCAAAAAGCUGAAGCAGAUCAUCUCAGUCGAAAACAUCUUUCUGGCAUGCGAGUGGUGCAAAAGAACCUGGUUUAUGUGACCGGUCUCAAUCCCACCGCGCAGGAGGAUCAACUACUGCAGACACUCCGAGGCGAUCAGUACUUUGGCCAAUACGGCAAGAUUGUGAAGAUUGUUGUGAGCAAGGCCAAGGAUCCAUCACAGUUACAAUCUGUUGGUGUAUACGUCACCUACGAGCAGAAAGAGGACGCCGCUCAAUGUAUCACUGCUGUUAACGGUUCCAAGAAUGGCGAGAGGACACUCCGCGCACAAUUUGGCACCACGAAGUACUGUUCGGCAUAUCUGCGAGGCGAGACAUGCACGAACAAACAAUGCAUGUUCCUACACGAACCUGGCGAGGCUGGCGAAAGUUUCUCACGAGCCGAUCUUUCUGCACUCAACGCUGGAUCUUCACAACAGGGCGGGAGCCGGCCACCACCUCCUCAAUCACAACAGCCUGUGGCCUCAGCAGCGCAGCCGAUGGAGAGGCAAGCCAGUGAUCAGUCUCGUAGUCCGACGACUGACAGACCUGGGUUGCCUUCUACCGCUUCCUGGGCUUCGAAACCACUUCAGCAGCCGAGCCGCAAUGAGAGUAGAUCUACCAGUGGAACCAUGGACAGUCCGGCACCGUCGAAAGCUACACCAGCGCCUGUUGCAGAAGAGCCCGAACCUCUCGUCACCGAACUUCAAACUACCACCUCGACUAUCACUGCUGCGCCACGACAACCACGGCCUCGGAAACCGAAAACAAUUUCACCCUUUGAGGAACUUGUGAGGAACCUUUCGAUUGACAAUUUCAAGUUCACUUUCUCCAUGGCCGGUCUUCCAGAAGCCGAUGUAGCGAUAGUGAACAACUAUCCUCCGCUGUUCGACAAUAAUGGCGGCGCCAAGAGACGGCAGCGAAGGCAACGAGAAGAGGAGCAGAGACGAAUGGAACUGGAGGCGCAAGCAUUCCAGCAACCUCCUCCCGCAGACGAAGACGACAACCCUGAAAUGAGUGGUAGUUUGCAAUUAGGAGGUGAGCCCGAGGAGCGACAGGCACUCGGCCAAAGCAAUACCAUGAGACCGCCGGGUCAAGACGGUGGACUCGACCCCCGAUUCCAAUUCGGCGAUGUCUCAAGCCCAAGCACGUCUUCACCACAACCACAGCUCCCAGGUAGCUUCAUGAACCAGCAAGCCACUUUCAGCCAGCCUUCGCAUCUCCCUGGUCACGUCCGGGGAGUAUCUCGCUUCUCCUUCGCCAACGACACAUCUCCCUCCACAAAUGUCAAGCCAGUAGCGAACCAGAAGCUGAUGAACCAACAAACCUCCAUCAUGCCUCAAGCAGGUGGUUUCGGGAACGCAACUCAACAACAACAAUUCUUCACCAGUAAUGUCCAGGGCCCGCCUCCCGGACUCAAAACCGCAGGCACGCCGCCUGUGAGUGGUACCAUGACUUUUGGCCAAGGGCACGGUUUCGCUACUGGAGGACUACAGUAUGGAAGUGGUACAGCAGCGGGAAGAAAUGCGAGCGAGGAGAUGAUGAGGAAUCUCUUGCGAGGGAAUCGAGAGGGCAGUGCACAGCGUGAGUCUAACGGUUUUCUUCAGUCCCCUCCUAAUCACUACAGCUCCGCCUCUUCGGUAGCGUCUGGGUUCCCGCAGCAGCAGCAGUCGCAGCAGGCAUUUCCAUCGGCGAGUCAGCAGAACAAUCCGAACUACGCAUCGUCAGUCUUCUCGGACGGCGAGAAGAGCAACAACGGCCGUUUGGGAAAGAAGAAGUCGAAGAAGCAUGCACGACAGGGUCAUGGUAACACUGGAUCUUCGGCUUCUUCGGGCUUUGAUGGCGCUUCCACCGUGGAUCAACAUACGCUGCAAGGACGCUUUCAGGCUGCUGCUGCGGGGAUGAGUGCGGCGGGUGCUUACAAUGGUUCUGGUGCUGGGUACAUACAUGGUACUGGUGGUGCAGGUGCGGGUUAUGGUGCGAGGUGGUGA
This is a messenger RNA of Recurvomyces mirabilis, 2310 nucleotides long. It is a transcript of the gene NOT4, whose product is annotated as transcriptional repressor general negative regulator of transcription subunit 4. Gene Ontology annotation, biological process: protein ubiquitination. Gene Ontology annotation, cellular component: CCR4-NOT complex. The transcript is spliced from 2 exons. The coding region runs from base 1 to 2310 and encodes 769 amino acids. The record is from RefSeq and is a predicted model, not a curated record. Gene Ontology annotation, molecular function: RNA binding; ubiquitin-protein transferase activity; metal ion binding. Lineage: Eukaryota; Fungi; Ascomycota; Dothideomycetes; Mycosphaerellales; Teratosphaeriaceae.